Messenger RNA from Clavispora lusitaniae ATCC 42720, 1059 nucleotides. RefSeq names its product palmitoyltransferase. Gene Ontology annotation, molecular function: palmitoyltransferase activity. The record is from RefSeq and is a predicted model, not a curated record. NCBI's taxonomy places the organism in Eukaryota, Fungi, Ascomycota, Pichiomycetes, Serinales, Metschnikowiaceae.
AUGGAUCCUGCGGCCCAGAUCAGCUACCAGGUAUGCAUCACAAUGAUAUGGGUGUAUUACUUUCUUGCAAUCCAAGUUUCACCCGGUUCGCCGCCGAAAAACUACCAAGUUCCUAAGCGCCACUGGAAAAAGUGGUGCAAGAAGUGCCAAAACUAUAAACCUGAAAGAGCACAUCAUUGUCGCAAGUGCAACACUUGCGUCCUACAAAUGGACCACCAUUGUCCUUGGACAAAUAACUGUGUAGGUUACAGAAACCUUCCUCAUUUCAUGCGCUUCUUGGUUAGUGUUCUAUUGGGUACAUCAAUAACUUUGGUGGGCUUGCUGAAGAGAGCGAUAGAAUACUACAAUAAGAGAGAUAUGCCAGUGUAUCUCAUCAAUAAGUCUGAGAUGGCUGCUGUGAUUGCAUUAUGGCCCCUUGAUGCAUUCAUUUUUUUCGCUAUUCUUGUGCUUUUCCUUCGGUGUCUCUUGCACAUCUGUUCCGGGAAAACCCAGAUUGAAGUGUGGGAAAUGGAGCGCAUCGAGGCCCAAUUCCACACUGAGCGCUUUUGGAAAAAAAUCAGACAUAAUUACCAAUUGGUCCACGGUAAAGAGAUGCCACGGCUAACCUCUUGGAAUCUCUCGGCUCGCAUGUACGAGCAGAUGGAAGGAAUGGAAAUGGACGGUGAGGAUGAAGCAAUUGUUCCUGCGAUGUUCACACCAGAUGAUCUAGUGUUUCCGUAUGAUCUCGGCCUUUGGAGAAACUUGACUACAGCCUUGGGUAGCCCAUGGACAUGGCUUUUGCCUUGGGGAAUGCCCAAGGGGAAUGGAUAUAGUUUUGAGGUUACAGAUGACGACGAUCAAUUAAACCUUCCAUGGCCCCCAGAUGGAGGAAAUGUUGAUUUUGAGCCGCGGGAAUUGACUGAUGAAGAGCUUCGUCAAAUUGGAAAUUAUACACUUAUCAAGAAGCAUUUAGAUCCUCGGAGCCAUAUGGCCCGCACAGAAUGGAUGAAUGACUUAGGAGAAACUCUCAACGAUUUCGGGGUCGAUGUUGAAGCAGAGGAUGAAGGCACUUUGGCAUAA